Molecule: messenger RNA, 4864 nt
Organism: Oncorhynchus gorbuscha (pink salmon)
Lineage: Eukaryota; Metazoa; Chordata; Actinopteri; Salmoniformes; Salmonidae
Product: PHD finger protein 20-like
Exons: 19
Coding region: 175-3174 (999 amino acids)
Biological process (GO): regulation of transcription by RNA polymerase II
Cellular component (GO): NSL complex; MLL1 complex
Source: RefSeq, a predicted model, not a curated record
CGCACGCGCAGAGGAUCGCCACUUGGUAACGGAGGCAGCGCUGUCGGAGUGUGGACGAGAAACAAACUGCGUUGGCCGAGAAGCACGUUGCUCCAAGGAAGGACUUGCAAGUGAAGUAGGCUUCAUCCACGAGAAGAAACAACUAGGAGCUCGAGGUAGGCCUUGAAUGUGCCCAUGAUGACCAAGACUCCUCCCGACAGAAGAGGGAUCACCUUUGAGGUGGGAGCACAGCUGGAGGCUCGCGACAACCUGAAGAACUGGUACCAGGCCAGCAUAGAGAAGAUCGACUAUGAGGACGAGAAGGUUCUGAUCCACUACCGUCAGUGGAGCCACCGCUAUGACGAGUGGUUUGACUGGACCAGCCCAUACCUGAGGCCCCUGGACAGGAUCCAGUUGAGGAGAAAGGGUCUGCAGGACAAACGGCCCAGCUCGGUGUUUCGGGUGAAUGAGAAAGUCUUGGCCUGUUGGGUAGACUGCCACUACUAUCCUGCUAAGGUUCUGGAAGUCAAAAGAGAUGCUUCCUACACUGUGAAGUUUUUCGAUGGAGUUGUCAAGACUCUUAAGCCAAACAAAGUAAAGCCAUAUAAGAAAGAGAAUGGGAAGGCCAGGGAGAGGGACAGAAGUCAACGUGAGCAGAGCAGUGGGAAAGAGGAGAACGGGAAAGCCCUGAGCGACGAAUCCAAAAGCGGCUCUUCAGACCUGGAUGGAGAGAGCAACGGAGAGGAAAAGGAGAGAAGAGAAGACGGAGAGGAAAAAACGCUGAAUGGCAACUUUGAGACCUGUGGACAGAAAGGGAGCCUAAACGGAGAAAAGGGGGCAGGAGGAGGGAAGAGAGAAGAGCCACAAACCAAAGAGAAUGGGCAGGUUGUCCAAACUAAAUCGGAAGAUGUGAAUGUAGAAGGGGAGCGAGUGAUGCGCAGUACCAAACAACAGGGGGAGAAGAAAGAAGAUUGCGCAUCGGGACAGAGUCCCCAGCUGCCCAGGGGGAACCGGUACCGACCCUCUGAAGAAAGUCAACGUGAAUUGAGGAAGAGGAGGGUGUCUCUUGUACAGAUGCCACCACCAAAGAGGAGAAGGCCAGACACAAGUAAGGACAGAAACAGCCAGUCUCAGCAAGCAGGAUCAGAUUCCGUCCCAGCGUCCCCAGCAUUAACUCCAGACCAGACAAACACCCAGACACCCACAGACGCUGGUAUCGAAGCCCCAUCAGAUAUAGAAUCAAUACUGAAACGCCAAGUCCAUCUGCCUACCACCCACAAGUACAGCAGAGAGCCAUUGUAUCGAGUCAUCAAAAACCAGCCGCCCCCAAUCCUCUCCAUUGAACUGGACCACAACCCCUUCAAGUGCAAGGCCCCUGGCUGUCUGAAGUCCUUCCGGAAGGCCUCUCUCCUGCACUACCACGUCAAGUACUACCAUGCAGACAGCGAGCAUGCCUCUGAGGGCAGCAUGCAAACCCAGGCCUCAGAGAAGCAGGUUGGCUCUCAGGAGACACCCAGGAGGAGACGCACCAUGUCAGGUUCUAUACACUCUCCCCUGGGUGACAGGCAGGCUGCUAAUGGGAUGAACAGUAAUCGUCGGAGAUCACUGAGUGAGAAACGGAAGGAGAACCAGCAAACCAACAGCAGACCCCAUGAAGAAAGAGAAUGGAGCGCCAGUGAAACUGGGGAAAAGAUUAGAGGGAAGACUGAAAGAGACUUCCUCUUCAAUAAACAGAAGAAAAGGAAGAAGACUGGGAGGUCCAAGUCAGAGAAUACGAAUGGUGAGGAGAACAUAGGCAUCUCCUUAUUUAACUCCACUCAGUCCAAUCUGGUAUCCAAAUUCUCCCUCUUGCACAAACACAAGUUAUCUUACGACUCAAGUCCAGAACACAUCACAGAUCAGGUGCAAGAAGACGAUGAAAGUGAUUGGUCCACUGUCAGUGCUGAGUGGAGUGAUGAGUACAUGGAGGCGGAGUUGGAUGUGACCACUCCCAUGUCGGAACAGAAUGUAUCCAUGGUGACCAAGGGCUCUGACACAGUGCGCUGUGUCUGUGAGGUGGAGGAGGAGAAUGAUUUCAUGAUUCAGUGUGAUGAAUGUCUGUGCUGGCAGCAUGGCACCUGCAUGGGCCUCUUUGAGCACAAUGUGCCUGACACUUAUAGCUGCUACAUUUGCAGAGACCCACCAGCCCAGAGACCGAGCCAGCGUUACUGGUAUGACAGGGAUUGGCUGAGCAGUGGUCACAUGUAUGGCCUGUCUUUCCUGAAUGAGAACUACUCCCACCAGAACAGGAAGAAGUUAACGGCCACUCACCAGCUCCUGGGUGACGUUCACCAUGUCUUUGAGGUGCUCAACGGCCUGCAGCUUAAGAUGAGCAUCCUCCAGACUCAGACACACUCUGACCUGAAGCUGUGGUGCCAGCCCUGGAAGCAGGAGGAGAAGCUUGGUAUGAGCUGCAGUAUGGCGACCAGCAGGACCCCUUCACCUGCAGCCAACGACCGAGAGGGAGGCGAAGCGCUAAAGGCAAUGUCAGUCUCCGCCCUCUCUGAGAAGGCCAAAAGGGUUCAGAUGAGCCCAACAUCCUUCCAGGACUCGAACGCUUCCUACAUCAGCAGUGAGCACUGCUACCAGAAACCGCGAGCGUACUACCCAGCGGUGGAGCAGAGGCUGGUGGUGGAGACACGGGGAGGCUCUGAGCUGGAGGACAGUCUGAGGAGCACAGAGAACCUGCUCGAACAGGAGCAACGCUAUGGUGGCCCACUGGACCCAGACAGAGCCAAACUGUACCCCAGCUCCCUGCUGCAGGACCGGGCCAAGAUUCACCCCAUUACCCUACAACCAGACGAGGGUCUGGAUUUGUAUAAGAAGGUGUAUGUGGGUAGGGAGAGUGAAGUAGAGGUGAAGACUGAAGAGGCUGAACCCAGCCCAGACAUAAAGCCAGACCCAGAAAAAGACUAUGUGCUGCAUCAGCAGUGGCAGAUCAACCUUUUGGAUCACAUAGAGGCCAUGCAGAACCAAGUCACACACAGGAUGGACCUCAUUGAGAAAGAGCUCGAUGUGUUGGAGAGUUGGCUUGACUACACAGGGGAACUGGAGCCUCCCGACCCGUUGACCCGGCUGCCUCAGCUCAAACACCGUAUCAGACAGAUGCUCACAGACCUGGGCACGGUGCAGCAGAUCUCCCUCUGCUCCUCCUAAACAUGAGGGCGCCACUGAGCUCAGCACUUCACCACAUGCAUCCAUGUAUGGUAUCUUGCAACAAUGAUACAGGAUAAAUUGGACUACUUUUCUGAAAUGCAAGAAAAAUAAGAACAUAACCAUGUUCAGCGCUUUUGAUUGUAAGUUAACUCAUCCUAAUAAUGUAGUUCUUGUAAAAAAUGAUUAAUACUUGCUUUGUUUUUGCUAAAAUAAUCUAUCUGCUUUUUUGAUUAAAGUUCAUGAAUGACUUUGCUAAAAGGUUCAAAUAAGGUUGAAAUGUAGGCCACUAUAGGCUUCAUUCUACUGUAAUUCUAUUAAGAUUUGUGUUACCUUACCAAUUUUUGUUCAAUGUAAGCAAAUAGGAUUUGAUGUAGAUAUUCAAGUUCAAAUGCAUAUUUUGGAUCAGGGUUGCAGUUAAAUGCAUAUUUUAAAAAAUAGCUUAAUGAUGUGUUUUAAGAUCAUAAAAUAAGUAUUGAAAAAGAGCGAAAGUUUCUUUUUUAAAGGGAGGGAAACUAUUUUCAUAUUUGCAAAUAAAUAUUGUCCUGUCUUGAACUAGUCCAGAAUGUUCUUGAACUUAAUAAAUGUUCCCUUCCUCAUAAAUAUUGAUGUAGUACAGUAAGAGUUAUUCUUUAAAGUACAUUGUUUGCAAAAGCCUCAAUGUUGGCAAACUAGAUUUUGUAAAUUGUAAUAUUUCUCAGAUUUUUAGAUAUUUAGUUGUGAUGUUUGGUUUUUUGUAUGUUAGAGAAGUCAAUCUUACUGGUUAAGUAUCCAGAACUUAUUUCAUGUUUUUCCAUGUGGGCACUGUGCUCUUGUCUUUAUUUAUUGUGAUUCAGAAUUUAAUUCAUGGUUUUUCUUUUUUUUUCUCUUUGUCACACAGUAAGUAAUGUGUAUGGCACAAGGUGCAUAGAGUAUAGGACUGUCACAGUAUAUUUAGUACUGCAAUACCUAGUACAUGGCCUGUACACUAGUGACUGAUGGGUCAGCUUUUCUGUUCACCCGCAAUUUCUAUUGACUCAUCCGCAAUUGCUAAUAACCCAUCUGUAACCACCCGACUGUCCUAAAGAGAAAAUCUGAGACCCGCACCCGACCCUAACCUGUAAAUAUAGAAAGAUGUGUAGGUCCCUUUUUCUCUUGAACAAUUACAUUUUUGUUAAACAUUUCUUGAACAUUUAGGCCUAUUGAAUGCCUAAUGUUUUGUAGAUGUUUUUUAUUUUUCUCCCCCAAACAGUAGCCCAACUUGGCACCUUGCGCAAACUUACGCACUAUUGCUCGAUUAAAAAUAAAAUAACCUCUACGUAGCCUAUAGAUAUGAAUUAUACAUGUAUGAAUUCUUUAUCUUUGCAUGUGAAAUGGGUAUUGGACAUCUGACUUUAUUUUGACCCAUUUCAGACUUCUUUGUUGUCCCUUACUGUUUGUUUGAAUGGUUAAUAUUUUAUUUCAGCUGUACGUUGGCAUACAGUGUCAGUUAUUUAGAUUGUUUUUCAAGAGUACUGAGAUGUAGCUUUACCCAGAGUCCCAACACUAGAAUGGUGCUGUUUUUAAACUAGUAAAGGUGCAGUAACUCCAGUCAACUGUGGUAUUUUGGACGCAGCAUACUGCACUGGAACUGCACUCUUUUUAUAAGGGUUUGUUUAAGAAAUAAUUAUUUCAGAUUUCCAUGCAAGAAAAUAAACCAGUUUUAUCUAAAUUA